Messenger RNA from Aspergillus versicolor CBS 583.65, 1229 nucleotides. Its product is annotated as GIG1 family protein. The transcript is spliced from 4 exons. Gene Ontology annotation, cellular component: cytoplasm. Bases 292 to 1044 code for a protein of 250 amino acids. The record is from RefSeq and is a predicted model, not a curated record. Lineage: Eukaryota; Fungi; Ascomycota; Eurotiomycetes; Eurotiales; Aspergillaceae. Gene Ontology annotation, biological process: N-acetylglucosamine metabolic process.
CUCAAUGUGAUAGCUCCCCACCAGGCGUCAUCUCGAUGCUCUCAUUAUUGAUGAUAGGCGCGUCAAUCCCUUCUUGAAAUGUCUGAGUGCGGGUCUGCGACCGGCAAGGCCCUCCGCCCGUUGACCAGCCUAGGUGGACAGUCUAAGAGAUCCAAUCAAGCUCCUCCAACUAUCUACGCACCUGUGAAUUCCUUUGAUUUAAACCUCACCGUCUAAGCUGCUGUUCUCGUUCUCCCCACCUUUCCCUCAUGUCUUCUGUCCGGUGAAGGCGCGCAUCACACCGACUACGCCAUGUCCAACACACUUGCCACCGUAACUGCUGUCGACAGCGAGCCUCCGAGGCGGCUGAGCACUUCUCUUCGAUCUCCAGCUGGUGACAUUCCAUACUGGAAUGUCAAUGUCGGUCCGGCUCGCUGGACGGUCGAAUGUCCCAGUUUCUUGCUAAACCAGCCGGAGAAGAAUAUCGGCAUUCUCUCGACGCCCGACGAACGAUAUCAACGACAAGGCUGGGAAUUCGUGCGACAGAUAGUCGAGAACAACCAAAUCGAUCAAUUCCAACGCCUACCUAGUGACCUGAGGAAAUACCUAGAGUACAAGGAACAGAUUAUUGCUCAGUAUGGGUCUAUAAUGCGAUUUGUGGUGAAGGAACGGCUUCGUUGGGGGGAAGGAACUGCGGACGAUCUGAAGCCUCGAGGUCAACCCUUUGAGUAUGAAGCAGAGGAUAUGCGAAUCUUACACAAUGAUUGGCCAUAUGGGUUGGACGAUGGCAUUAUUCACUUAGUAGUCUGGACAAAAUUUGAUCUAGAAGACGACCCAGCAACGGACGACUUGACACCGCGCGCAAGACAGGAGAUUGACGACUUUGUGAAACGAGUAUUCUGCUCGCGGAUGGGACCAGGCCAGGUUGUAUGGUUCAAAAACUGGAGGUCGCUCAAGUCAGUGCAUGCUGUUGAACAUUUCCAUGUCAUGCUACAUAAUCCGGAUCCAGCCUUUGUCGAGGAGAUCACAGGCGCAGACCUGCCCUGGUCCAUAAGAGGCGUCUGAGCAGCCCCUCCUUGGAUCUCGACCAUUUCCCCGCUGAAGAUAACUAACUCACACCCCUGUGGUAAUAAUAAUCACGGUCUGAGACGCUGUGUUGAUUCGACAGUAUGACUAUGGCUACGCAAACUCUCAUGCAAAACCCCCCACAGCUGCCAAGCGAUGUGGCCCCGCCGACUGACGAGAAUCGG